GGAAAAGCAGGCGACUUGGCAAGCACGUGGGAGUUGAGCGAGGCGACGUGUGUUAACCAGCUGAUCGUCCACCCAGACAAAAGUGCAGAGACGGGAAAGGAAGGGGGAGACGGAGGGGAGUGACUACUGAUGCUCUGAAAAUCAGCACCGUCAGAGUCAGCGCUGUGGCGAGCAGCAGAGCAGCACAGAUCCUCCACGGCAGCGUGACACAUCUCUCUGGCCUGAGCGUCAACAAAGGCUGAAAAGCAGGAUGGGAAAGCUGAUACGAGGAAGUGACUCUGCUAUUUAGAACACGAGACCCGGGACAGUUCUUCUGCCUCUUCUGAAUUGGAUUUACUGCUUUUUUUUUCCUUUUUUUUUUUUUUUUUAAACAGAGUGGCCUAUCCGUUUCUCAGCAGCAAUCCAAAGUGAUCUGCAAGAAAGGGGAGUUUGUUAAAUUUGGGAGGUGGCAUCGGACGCGCUGCAGAGAUGUCCUGGUUGUCUCCGGUUCAAUGGGCCAAAUGGACGUGGUCAGCUGUGACUGGAGGUGCAGGAGAUGAUGGACAGCUCAGAGCGAAGGAUGAAAGAGAGGACCAUUCAGAUUCUGAGGGCACCUUUGAGACUCCAGAGGCUGAAUCUCCAGUUGUUGAGAAGCUGUUGGGCCACCUGGACAAUUCCAGCCACACAGUUGCUGAUGAUGUUACAAACCACAUUUUGGACAAAAACUCAAACCAAAACACCACCACAGCUCCAUCAGAUGAGGCAACAUCCCCCAAUGAUGGCACCUUUAGUUUGGAUCAAAACCUCAAUGUAACUAUAAGCUCUAAAUCUGAUCACGAGGAGGCUUUGUCCCAAUCCAGCCCCCAGGUCAAUUCUGAAACCCCUCAGCUCCCAUUGCGGCCCCCCCUCUCUCUUCUGAUCAAACCUGAUCCUUCAGAGGUGGAUGAUGAACCCCCGGUGACACCUGAUGUCAGCCCAGACUCCAACCUAACUGUGGAUCCUGACUUGCUAAAUGGGAACAUGAAGGCUGAUGGUGUGCUGGCCAACUCGAAGCUCAGCUGUGACAUAAACGACUCAAUUAUCACGACUGCUGAACAAGUCCAUUUCCUCUGUGCUCUGUUGAACUCCUGUAAAGUAAAACAAAAUCAAGAAAUAAAGGACUUUUGCGGAAAGGAUGACCAUCACGGUGGCCACGCUACAGAUGAGGAGAAGUUGGCUGGCAGCGUUGGUGUCAAACCAGAAAGGAUCCAAAACAUCUUGGAAUGCCAGGUGACAUCCAAACCUGUGGAGUCUGAAUUCAACUCUGCGCAGAAUGACGACGCAUGCAAACUGAAGCGAUCCUCUGGGGGAAGUGAGAUGCAAAAAGCGGGAAGUCAGGUCCUGGAUUCCAUCUGCAUCAGUGAGGCUGAAAAACAGGCCGUUCUCAGCCUUAUCCGAGAGGAGGUCCUUACAAAGGAGGCCGAAAUCAACGACUGGAAGAAAAAGUAUGAGCAGGGCAAACAACAAGUGGAAGAGAUGAGAAAGAUUGUUGCAGAGUAUGAGACAACGAUUGCUCAGAUGAUUGAGGAUGACCAGCGCAGGACCCUAAGUUCCCAGAAGGCUUUGCAUGCAGUGACUUUGGAGAAGGAGGCUGCCCUGGCGGACCUGAACUCUGUUGAGCGUUCUCUCUCAGAUGUUUUCCGGCGCUAUGAGAACACAAAGAGCAAUCUUGAAGGCUUUAAGAAAAAUGAAGAGAUGCUGAAGAAGUGUGCUCAAGACUAUCUGGCCAGAGUCAAGCAAGAGGAGCAAAGAUAUCAAACAUUAAAGCUACACACAGAAGAAAAACUUAACAAGGCCAACGAGGAGAUUGCUACAGUACGUGCUAAGGCGAGCUCUGAGAACAUGGCGCUGACCGCCAGCCUGAGGAAGGAGCAGAUGAAAAAUGAAUCUCUGGAGCAAGCUUUGCAGCAGAAAAACCAGGAGCUCGAGGAACUCACAAAGAUCUGUGAUGAGCUGAUUGCCAAAAUGGGAAAAUACGACUGAAACUUCAUUGAAGUCCAGCUGGAUCCUCCCCCCAGCCCUGCACUUACCCCUAAAGUAAUGCCCUGUGCAUGCCCCAAUCACGAAGCAGCUCUCCCACUGCAUCACAUGCCUGUCAUGCAUUUAGGGGCUGCUUAUGUGGAACUACAAUAUAUUGUACUUAUGCACUACGUUUGAUGAGAACCUGUGAUCAUUUUGUUUCAUGUCCAUUUCGAGGUCGUCUUGAGCCUGUGGGAUUUUAUUUUCUGUCGUGCCAGUGAACAACAGCUGCUUUGUGACACAGCUUGUAUUUAAUGGCUUAAUUCCCAGUAACCGCCUCCAGGAUGACAUCAAACCUAACGCAGACCGAUGUCUGUUUAGCAGUUGCUUUAAGGCUCGGACCUCCCGGGUUUUGUCGAUGAGAAUAGUUAUUUUGAAGCUGCAUACAUAAUAAAAGUAUUUUUACAUGAAGUAAAGAAAAUUUGCACUCUGAAAGUACCCUUCUUAGGGGUUUUUGUGUUUAAAAAAAAAUGAAGCGAUAAGUGAACGGCAGACUGCACAAGAAGGGGGGAGGCAGUUGUUCAAGGGCACAUUGUCCUCAUGUGUCUGACUUCAUUUAAAAGAUGCAAAUUAUUUACUGUUUCAUCUACUUGACGGCAUAAAACUUUCAAUGACAAUUCAGAAAGCUGCAAAAUGUUUGCUUAUGAUGAAGCUAAUAGUCACUUUGUCUGUGUUACUCCAUUUUUCAAACUGACCCCAGCACUAACCAGUAACCAGCCAAAAUAAGGAAUACUGAAUGACUUGAAUAGCAGAUGAAACAAUACUUUGAGUUAUUUUACUACUAAUAAACAGUUUUCAAGUGUCAAACAAAUUUCCCUCCAGUCUCUUUGGCCUUCGGUCUUCUUGUUUGACGAUGUGAGCUCCAAUUCAUGCAUUUACAGUUAAGUCAUUUCUUUGAAAGUUUUUUUUAAAUAGUUUUUUAACCAAUAGACAAGAACUGUACUGAUUAAACAGAAAUAAAAGUGGUCCUUACGUUCUAUUUCCUUAUAACUGAAAGGUUUUGCUUUGAAGUUUGUUUUUUUCUUUUCAUGUGACAUGGUAUAUAUAUAUAUUUAAGUCCACUCUACUGUUAUAUUAACUUAUGUUACUAAAAGUAAUUUUCUUGACUGAUGUUAUAUGUUGAGAUAAUGUUUGUAGCAAUAGUUUUUUUUUUUUUCGCUUUGAAUUUGUGGGUCAGAAAUUAGCCCACAUAUGUUUACCUGUUCACAUGUGCUUGAAAACAAUAAACUAUAGUUUGUUCUAUCUCC
Molecule: messenger RNA, 3284 nt
Organism: Oryzias latipes (Japanese medaka)
Lineage: Eukaryota; Metazoa; Chordata; Actinopteri; Beloniformes; Adrianichthyidae
Product: transforming acidic coiled-coil-containing protein 1
Biological process (GO): mitotic spindle organization; cerebral cortex development; nuclear migration
Cellular component (GO): cytoplasm
Source: RefSeq, a predicted model, not a curated record